UUUUUCGAAAGAGAUUCGACUUGUUUCCAGAACGUUCUCCUCCAGCUAAGAAAACCACCGCAUGCCCCAUCGGCGCCUUCCUCGGUAAGAUGAUUUGUUAGCUUCUGGACGUUCUUGUCUCUGCCAAGUGAUAAUGAUGACUGUUUCUGAUUAGUCUUGAUUUCCGGAAAACUGAGGGUGAUUCCUCUUUGAACGACGAUUUUGAGAGCUCUGCGGUUAGAUUUUGCGACAGCCACGUUGCGGUAGGAUCCGGCUGGACAGAUGUCCGGCUUACGAUAACGUCGUCGUUGGGAAAUUGAAGCUGAAGGGUAAAGCAUUGGAUGUCAAGGCCGGUGGAAUUAAGAAGAAGAAGAAGCGCGAUAGAGUCACUGUCAGUUAUCUGUGAUGAAUCAAGAAGCUGCAUCUCUGUGAGCCUUAUACUGCGGCUUCAAUUACUGAAUCCACGAUCCAAACAGUUCUGUUGCGAGAAAACGAAAUGUGACAACGAUGGAUUGCUCUGUAGAAUAUUUGACCUCAGCUCAUCACGUUCUAAGCUGUUAGGAGGUGGCAAUACUUUAUCAACGGGUUUAAAUGAAGUUGGCAUGAACGAGGCUGAUAAAGAUGGAAGCAACGAUCAAGGUGCUACAUAUGGUGAUAUUCUAACGCCAGCUGAGAAACGAUUUCUCCAGCAGACUGAAAAUUAGAGCUACAGAGGCUGGUAAAAUGGCAAGCAAGUCUCAUCGUGAUCGGAUCCAGGAAUUCAAUCGGUAUCUGGCCAAUUUAAGUGAGCACUACGAUAUUCCCAAGUGGGGCCUGGCUAGCCCGCUCAUAGUCUGCCAUCUCAUUCAAUUUUAUUUGUAUUACUCAGUUAAACUGAUGCAAUCUGGAUUUAAAGUCUAAUUGAACUUGAAGUGUGUGUUGGAUGUAGCUCCGAGCUGAAUUGGACUGAAAAAGACGUUGUGCAAUAGUAUGAGCAACGUUUUAAUGGCUAAAUAUCUUUUGUUUUAUUGAUUGAUGGUACGCUAACAGCACAUCAAGGUUUAA
Molecule: messenger RNA, 1023 nt
Organism: Neltuma alba
Lineage: Eukaryota; Viridiplantae; Streptophyta; Magnoliopsida; Fabales; Fabaceae
Exons: 3
Coding region: 321-683 (120 amino acids)
Source: RefSeq, a predicted model, not a curated record